CAGGAGGUGCUCGGCGAACCUACCGUGGCUCUGACCAAGCUCCGCGACCUCUGCUUCAGCGGAAUUCCCUUUGAUGGUGGGCUGCGCUGCCUGUGCUGGAAGAUACUUCUGAACUACCUCCCUUUAGAGAAAGCCUUAUGGAGCUCUUUGCUGAAGAAACAGAGGGAUCUGUAUUCCCAGUUCCUAAAGGAAAUGAUUAUCCAGCCUGGGAUUGCCAAAGCCAACCUGGGUGUUUCAAGGGAAGAUGUGACCUUAGAAGAUCACCCUCUCAAUCCAAACCCAGACAGUCGAUGGAAUACUUACUUCAAGGAUAAUGAAGUGCUUCUCCAGAUAGACAAAGAUGUCAGGAGGCUGUACCCUGACAUGGCGUUCUUCCAGCGCCCAACGGACUACCCCUGCCUUUUAAUCCUGGACCCCCAAAAUGAGUUUGAGACGCUGCGCAAGCGGGUGGAGCAGACCACACUCAAGUCACAGACGGUGGCACGAAACCGCAGUGGGGUUACAAAUGUGAGCUCCCCUCUUAAAACAACACCUAAUUCCCUGGGCGAGUAUGAAGUUCUGCCCAAUGGCUGUGAAGCUCACUGGGAAGUGGUGGAGCGAAUCCUGUUCAUCUACGCCAAGCUGAACCCUGGGAUAGCGUACGUUCAGGGGAUGAAUGAGAUCGUGGGGCCUCUUUACUACACCUUUGCUACAGAUCCUAACAGUGAGUGGAAAGAACAUGCUGAGGCUGACACGUUUUUCUGCUUUACCAAUCUAAUGGCUGAAAUUCGGGACAACUUCAUUAAAAGCCUGGAUGAUUCUCAGUGUGGUAUUACCUACAAAAUGGAGAAGGUCUACUCCACCCUGAAGGAAAAAGAUGUGGAGCUGUAUUUGAAACUGCAAGAACAGAACAUCAAACCCCAGUUCUUUGCCUUCCGCUGGCUGACACUGCUCUUGUCCCAAGAGUUCCUGCUGCCAGAUGUGAUCCGUAUCUGGGACUCCCUCUUUGCUGAUGAUAAGCGCUUUGAUUUUCUUCUGCUCGUCUGUUGUGCCAUGUUGACACUAAUCCGGGAUCAGUUGCUGGAAGGAGACUUCACUCUGAACAUGAGGCUGCUACAGGAUUAUCCUAUCUCUGAUGUUCACCUGAUUUUGAAGAAGGCAAAGGAACUUCAAGAUUCCAAAUAAUCUAUGAGCCUAACAAAAGGUGUCAGAGAAACUGUAUGGCAGCAGAUCCCAGGAGAUGCCCCCAUGCAGUGUGGUGCAUUAAAGCUCCUAGUGGUCUCUGCAGGACUUCAGGUUUUGUGUUUGGGCUACUGGCCACUUUGAAGACUUCCUUCUACUCUAUUUAUUAGGUCAAGGACUGAUUACUUCCCCAUCUACUUGGGUCCUGCACUCCAGAUUUUUUCAAAUCUCAAAUGCCUCUGUGCUGCCAAAAGCAGUUCUUUGUAUCUUUUUUAAUGACUUUAAGUUUGGGGAGAAAGAAAGGAUCUGUCUGGAUAUCCCUGAAAGGAUGGACUCGUGCAUCACAGAAGUAGCUCACAUGGAGUAACUCCUGAUGGG
Messenger RNA from Phaethon lepturus (White-tailed tropicbird), 1539 nucleotides. RefSeq names its product TBC1 domain family, member 13 (gene TBC1D13). The transcript has 11 exons. The annotation marks the transcript as partial. Lineage: Eukaryota; Metazoa; Chordata; Aves; Phaethontiformes; Phaethontidae. The record is from RefSeq and is a predicted model, not a curated record. Gene Ontology annotation, molecular function: GTPase activator activity. Gene Ontology annotation, biological process: activation of GTPase activity; intracellular protein transport.